Molecule: messenger RNA, 1385 nt
Organism: Suricata suricatta (meerkat)
Lineage: Eukaryota; Metazoa; Chordata; Mammalia; Carnivora; Herpestidae
Gene: IDO1
Product: indoleamine 2,3-dioxygenase 1
Exons: 10
Coding region: 66-1289 (407 amino acids)
Biological process (GO): 'de novo' NAD+ biosynthetic process from L-tryptophan
Cellular component (GO): cytoplasm
Molecular function (GO): L-tryptophan 2,3-dioxygenase activity; heme binding; metal ion binding
Source: RefSeq, a predicted model, not a curated record
ACAAUAAAUAGAUGCUCUGAAAACCUCUUGCAGAACAAAGAGGAUCAGAGGAGUAGACUGGAAGAAUGGCACACAGUGGGACAUUUCCUACAGAAGUUUCCUGGGAAAAGUUCAAAGAAUACCACAUAGAUGAGGAGCUGGGCUUCGUGUUGCCAGACCCGCUGGAGGAGCUACCUUACCCUUAUGAUCAAUGGAUUUCCAUUGCUAAAAACCUACCUGAACUGAUUGAGAAAAAUGAACUACGUAAAGAAGUUGAGAAGUUACAAAUGUUCAGUAUCGAUGGCCUCAAAGACCACAAGUCACAGCGCCUCGCACAUCUGGUCCUGGGGUAUAUCACCAUGGCAUAUGUGUGGAAUCAAGGUGGUGAAGAUGUUUGUGAGGUCCUGCCAAAGAAUAUUGCUGUUCCUUACUGUGAACUCUCUCAGAAGCUGGAUCUGCCUCCCAUUCUGGUUUAUGCAGACUGUGUCUUGGCAAACUGGAAGAAAAAGGAUCCCAGGGGGCCCAUGACUUAUGAGAACAUGGACAUUCUGUUUUCAUUUCCUGGGGGAGACUGUGGCAAGGGGUUCUUCCUCGUUUCUCUGUUGGUGGAAAUAGCAGCGGCUUCCGCAAUCAAAGUGAUUCCUGGUUUACUAAAUGCAGUAAAAUGUGAGGACCGGAAUACUUUGCAAAUGGCACUGCGUCAGAUAGCUUCCUGUCUGAAACAAGCCCUCAAAGAGUUUGGCCAAAUGCAUGACUAUGUGGACCCAGACGACUUUUUCAAUGUUCUUCGCAUAUACUUGUCUGGCUGGAAAGGCAACCUUCAGCUGCCAAGUGGUCUGAAGUACGAAGGUGUCUGGGAAACCCCAAAGCAGUUUGCAGGGGGUAGUGCCGCCCAAAGCAGCAUUUUCCAGUGUUUUGAUGUUCUGCUGGGCAUCGAGCAGAGUUCUGGUGAAGAAUCUUCUUUCAAAUUCCUUCAUGAAAUGAGAGAAUAUAUGCCAUUAGCUCACCGGAAAUUUCUUCAGACAUUGGAGUCAGCCCCCUCAGUCCGUCAGUUUGUUCUUUCAAAAGGUGAUGCUGAAUUGCAGGCGGAUUAUAAUGACUGUGUGAAGGCUAUGGUUGCCCUGAGAAGCUACCAUCUGAGGAUAGUAGCCAAGUACAUCGUGACUCCUUCAAAGAACCGGAGCAGGGGAAACCCGACAUCUGAGGACUCAUCAGAACCUGAAAAUACAGGAACUGGAGGCAUGAAGGUCAUGACUUUCCUGAAGAGUGUUAAAGGAACAACUGAGAAAUUCCUGCUGAAGUGUGACUAAUAUAACUUGACAUUCCAUCAAGACAAGAUGUCUGUAUGUAUCGGUGUCAUUACCCAUUAUAUCAGACCCACGAAUUAAAAAUACACAACUUUUUAA